CAGGAUGGUUCUUGCUAAGAGCUGGACCCUGAAGAAGCACUUUGAAGGCAACCCCACUAAUAGUAACUUUGAGUUGAAGACAGCUGAGCUCCCACCCUUGAAAAAUGGAGAGGUCCUGCUUGAAGCUUUGUUCCUCACUGUGGAUCCUUACAUGAGAGUAGCAGCCAAAAGACUGAAGGAAGGUGAUACAAUGAUGGGGCAACAAGUGGCCAGAGUUGUGGAAAGUAAAAACUCAGCCUUACCAACAGGAACUAUCGUUGUGGCUCCUUCGGGCUGGACAACACACUCCAUUUCUGAUGGGAAACAACUGGAGAAGCUGCCGACAGGGUGGCCAGACACAUUACCACUGUCCUUGGUUCUGGGGACAGUUGGCAUGACAGGCCUUACUGCUUACUUUGGCCUGCUGGACAUCUGUGGUGUGAAGGGUGGAGAAACGGUAAUGGUUAAUGCAGCAGCAGGAGCUGUGGGCUCUGUUGUCGGACAGAUAGCUAAGCUCAAGGGCUGCAAAGUGGUUGGAGCAGCAGGGUCUGAUGACAAGGUUGCCUAUAUUAAAAAACUUGGAUUUGAUUUUGCCUUUAACUAUAAGACAGUAAAGUCUUUGGAAGAAACUUUGAAAAAAGCCUCUCCUGAUGGUUAUGAUUGCUAUUUUGAUAACGUCGGGGGAGAGUUUUCAAAUGUAGUUAUCCCUCAGAUGAAGAAAUUUGGAAGAAUUGCUUUAUGUGGGGCCAUCUCUACAUAUAACAGUACUCGUCCACUUCCUCCAGGCCCACCCCCAGAGAUUGUCAUCUAUCAGGAACUCCGUAUGGAAGGGUUCAUUGUAACCCGCUGGCAAGGGGAUGUACGCCAGAAGGCUCUGCAGGACUUGCUGAAAUGGGUCUCAGAGGGUAAAAUCCAAUACCAUGAAUACAUCAAAGUAGGAUUUGGAAACAUGCCAGCUGCAUUUAUGGGGAUGCUGAAAGGAGAUAAUUUGGGGAAAACAAUAGUGAAAGCUUGAAAAAGGACACAUGGAAUCAAGAGAUCAUUUGGAUGAUUACUUAGUGUUUUUCAUCAUUUAGUGAAAAACGUGUAUUGCCUUAAUUAUCUAAGAAAUAAUAAUAAUAAUAGCAACUGUAAUGACUUUGAUCUAACAAAUAAAUUUAAGU
Messenger RNA from Orycteropus afer afer, 1142 nucleotides. It is a transcript of the gene PTGR1, whose product is annotated as prostaglandin reductase 1. Lineage: Eukaryota; Metazoa; Chordata; Mammalia; Tubulidentata; Orycteropodidae. Gene Ontology annotation, cellular component: cytoplasm. The record is from RefSeq and is a predicted model, not a curated record. Gene Ontology annotation, biological process: prostaglandin metabolic process. Gene Ontology annotation, molecular function: 2-alkenal reductase [NAD(P)H] activity; 15-oxoprostaglandin 13-reductase [NAD(P)+] activity.